Molecule: messenger RNA, 3951 nt
Organism: Cygnus atratus (black swan)
Lineage: Eukaryota; Metazoa; Chordata; Aves; Anseriformes; Anatidae
Product: vascular endothelial growth factor receptor kdr-like
Exons: 30
Coding region: 1-3951 (1316 amino acids)
Biological process (GO): positive regulation of kinase activity; multicellular organism development; protein phosphorylation
Cellular component (GO): plasma membrane; signaling receptor complex
Molecular function (GO): ATP binding; vascular endothelial growth factor receptor activity
Source: RefSeq, a predicted model, not a curated record
AUGGCCCCCCGGCCCAGCGCCGCCACGGCCGCCUGCGCCCUGCUGCUGCUGCUGACGCCCGGUCUUGCUGAGGACGAAUUUUUUGAGAAACCGACGCUAAGCAUUGCAAAAGACCACAUUGUCAUCUUACCAGGAGAAGCCCUAAAAAUAAAAUGCAGGGGAGCACCUUCGGUGAGCUGGCUUUUGAGGGAGGACCAGAGGGAAGACCCCAGGGUGCACCUCAGCAGCUGCCGAAAUAACACGCGGCAGAGCUGCAGCAUGCUCGUCAUCAGGAAAGUCACAGCCAACGACACCGGUUACUUCACUUGCAUCCAUGACGACUCCCCAUCCAACGAGGAUCUCAUGGCCAAGAUUUACGUCUUUGUUAAAGACUACAGAAAUCCGUUUGUGGAGAUUCACCCGGAACAUCCCCAGAUCAUCUACAUUUUAGAUGAGACGAAAACGGUUGUUGUCCCCUGCCGAGUUACUUCUCCAGAUAUCAAACCCAAGCUUACCCAGUAUCCCAGUUCUGUAGAGAUGAACUUCAAGAGGAGUGUGUGGGACCCAAGAAGAGGAUUUGUCAUCCCCUCUCAUGCUUUUGUUUAUUCUGGAUUACUCACAUGCACUGCAAAUGUCAAUGGAAGCGUGUUCACAUCCUAUUACCUAGCACAGAGGUUGGAGGGCAGAGUACAGAACCUAGCUCUGAAAGCAACUCCCAAAAAACUGCUGGUUGGAGAAACUCUCUAUUUGGAAUGCAGAGCAGAAACCUUCAUCAAUGGGCGCAUCGAACUCAUAUGGACGUGUCCGAACGGGCGACACCCUUAUCCUAGAAGAAAAAUAGACCAGAGUGGAACGGUGUAUAAAGUUGGCAGCAUUCUGACGAUUGAAAAUGUCACCAUGCAAGAUGGAGGCAUGUAUACAUGCAAAACAUUCAAUGUAACGAGGCUGGAGGCCAAUGUCACAGUCACAGUGUAUGACAAACCCUUCAUUACGGUUUCACAUAAGAAAGGGCCUUACUACGAGAUCACAUCAGGACACAAGUCACUGAAACUAGCUGCAAAGGUGGACGCCUUUCCUCGCCCAACUGUUACCUGGUACAAAGACGGCAAACUGAUCAAGGAUAACCAUACUUGCUAUGAGCCCGACCCACUGAAAUACAGGCUGGGCAUAAGAGACGUGAGACCAAAGCAUGCCGGGAACUACACCAUCGUCUUGAGCAAUGCAAAAUAUGGCCUGUAUAAGAACCUCACCAUGCAGCUGGUUGUGACAGAGAGACCCAAGAUCUACGAAAAGGAAACUGAUUUCGAUAAGAUUGAGCGGGUAGAAUUAAGAAGCAAACACAAAAUCCAGUGCACCGUAAGCGGAAAUCCUGACCCAAAGAUCGAGUGGAAGUGGCAGCCCUGCAGCCUCACAGACACCCUGUGCAACCCUGAUGGGGAAAAAAUUCUGGUUCAGGAGAACAUGAUCAUAGGCAACAAGAUCAAGAGCAUUGAAAAUAUGACCAUGAAGCACGGGGAUAAAAGGAAGAUUGUGAGCACGCUAACUAUGGAAAACAGCAGCGCAUCGGGGAUCUAUUACUGUGUGGCUUCAAACAAGAUUGGUGAAGAAGAGAGGAGCAUUGAGUUCUACGUCUCAGAUGUGCCAUUUGGGCUGCAAACAGACCCACAGGUCACAACCAUCAUGGGGAACGAUGUCCAGCUGACCUGCCGGGCCUCCAAGUACAUCUACAGCAACCUGGCCUGGUACUACCCCUCCUCGGAGGCGGCUCCCGGUGACUCGGUGAUCAAGAAAACUGACAACUACUCCAUUUCUUUGACGUUGGUCAUUGCUAACGUCACGAAGGAGCACGGUGGCCUCUACAAGUGCAGAGCUCAGAACCAGCACAACAGCACGGACACGCUGGAGCAGCACACUCAGCUCCUUGUCAGAGCAAAGGCAGCGCCAUAUGUUAUCCAGAAUCUGACCGACCUGGAGGUUAACAUCAGCGGCAAGAUCAUUCUGGAGUGCAAAGUCAGCGGAACGCCAGAGCCUCACAUUACCUGGAGGAAGAACGGCCACCCCAUUUCAGCAGCCUCAGGAAUUUCCAUGGAAAAUAAUACCCUGGUCAUUGAGCGAGUGAAGAAGGAUGAUGAAGGGCUCUAUGAAUGCAAGGCAUCCAAUGACAUGGGCCAAGACAGUACAUCAGCCUUCAUUAAAAUACAAGGUUCUGAAGAGAAAUCCAACAUCGAAGUCAUCAUUUUGGUCUGCACCGGUCUAGCAGCUACCCUCUUCUGGCUUCUUCUGACCCUCUUCAUUCGGAAGCUGAGAAAACCCGAUGCCACAGACAUUAAAACAGGAUACCUGUCAAUUAUAAUGGAUCCAGAGGAAAUGCCUCUUGACGAGCAAUGUGACCGUCUUCCCUACGACAGCAGCAAAUGGGAAUUCCCAAGAGACAGACUGCGGCUGGGUAAAACACUGGGUCACGGUGCUUUUGGGAAGGUGGUGGAGGCGUCUGCUUUUGGCAUUGAUAAAUCUUCAACCUGCAAAACAGUUGCCGUAAAAAUGCUUAAAGCAGAAUGUGCAACUACUAAUGAAUGCAAGGCUUUAAUGUCUGAACUGAAGAUCCUCAUACACAUAGGACAUCAUCUGAAUGUAGUCAACCUGCUGGGAGCCUGUACCAAAGCUGGAGGUCCUUUAAUGGUCAUAGUAGAAUAUUGCAAAUAUGGAAACCUGUCCAAUUACCUACGAGGAAAACGAGGAGAUUUCAUUGCAUACAAGUCCCAGGAAAAUUCUGACCAAGCAGAGAAAAGUCUGGAUGAGUCCAACAGUGAUUUGACCGAACUGAUCAAGAGACGCCUUGAGAGCGUAGCCAGCACUGGAAGCUCUGCCAGCUCAGGAUUUAUUGAAGAUAAGAGUUAUAGUGAUUCUGAAGAGGAUGAAGAAGAUGCUGAGGAUCUGUACAAGCGGCCUCUGACGUUGGAGGAUCUGAUAUGCUACAGCUUCCAAGUGGCAAAAGGGAUGGAAUUUCUCGCCUCCAGAAAAUGCAUUCAUCGGGAUUUGGCAGCAAGGAACAUCCUUCUUUCAGAGAACAACGUGGUUAAGAUCUGUGACUUUGGACUAGCCAGGGAUAUUUACAAAGACCCUGACUAUGUACGGAAAGGAGAUGCAAGACUUCCACUCAAAUGGAUGGCUCCAGAAGCUAUUUUUGAUAAAAUUUACACAACACAGAGUGAUGUAUGGUCUUUUGGAGUGCUGCUAUGGGAAAUAUUUUCCCUAGGUGCCUCACCAUACCCCGGAGUGCAGAUAGAUGAGGACUUUUGCCGACGACUCAAAGAAGGAACCCGGAUGCGAUCUCCAGAAUAUUCUACUCCGGAAGUCUACCAGACAAUGCUGGAUUGUUGGCAUGGAGUGCCCACAGAGAGGCCUACUUUCACAGAGCUUGUGGAGCGUUUAGGAGAUCUUCUUCAGGCCAAUGUACAGCAGGAUGGUAAAGACUAUAUCCCACUGAACAUCACGUUGUGCCCCGAUGGAGAGUCUAACUCCAAAACUUGCCCCAUGGAAGAAAAUUUGAACAACUGUGUCAAUCGCUGGAGCGCAGUGGAAACUGGUAACAACAGCAAGAAGCGACCACUGAGUGUGAAGACAUUUGAUGAGGUGCCAGUGGAAAAGGAGAAAGUGAUACAUGAGGAGUCAGACAGUGGGAUGGUGCUGACGUCAGAUGAGAUAAAAAGCCCAAAGAGGCUGGAAAUCCGUUCCUGGCCUUAUGGGAUCAUGGCGCUAGCGCGGAGAGCUGUUAGCAAGAGCAAAGAAUCCAUAUUAUCUGACCACGAGCGUGAGGCUGUCAAAUACCAGCCAGCAGUGCAGGUUGAAGAGGACACCAUGGACUUCACACUGGAAGACUCUGUUCUCCUUCCUAUGGAUCCCAACCUGGAGUGCCACAGCCCACCUCCAGAUUACAACUCCGUCAUUCACUACUCUGCACCUCCAGUGUAA